Molecule: messenger RNA, 7941 nt
Organism: Guillardia theta CCMP2712
Lineage: Eukaryota; Cryptophyceae; Pyrenomonadales; Geminigeraceae
Exons: 13
Coding region: 1-7941 (2646 amino acids)
Biological process (GO): calcium ion transmembrane transport
Cellular component (GO): membrane
Molecular function (GO): calcium channel activity
Source: RefSeq, a predicted model, not a curated record
AUGAAGAGCGCCAAGCAAAAGUCGCAAUAUAGCGGUCUGCUGUCGGGACUAGAAGAUCAUGAAUCCGACAGCCUCAAGUUCGGGGAUCAGAUAGCUCUGAUUCCGGAAGGACAGAAUGCCAUCUUGAUGCACUCGGGGUCUUUGAAAAGUAGACCACUGAUCCAAUUUUUCAAUCAAGCUGUCACGAUGCCGACAAACAUGUUAGACUGUCGGUGGAGAAUAUUCCCCAAGUGUCAGUACGAGGCAUCGAAAGCGCUCAAGAAGAUCCAGAAGAAGAGAGCGUGGGAUGAAGGGAAAGGUCUUGCUCUGCCUCCUAGGCCAGGAAAGUUUGAAACUGUAGAUGACGUGGCGUCCACUUUUGCAGCCGAACACAACUUGCAUAACGUGGAGGCAGUGAAAGAAGUUGUACAGAGUGUCGCUGCCAUGGAGGAGGAGAAAGAGGCAAACACGGCCGAGCUGACAAGGAGGCAAGGGAAGAUUAUACUAUUCGGAGACAGCAUCCAGUUGCAGCACGUGGCUUCGGGGUUGUUCCUCACCGUUUCGAAGUUGCGCGGGUUCGAGAAAAGCACUCGAGCGCUGGAGAUGACGGACCGAGGGAGCGAUCACGCCAUCUUCCGGGUGCAACCAGCUUUCAGAACUUACGGGCAGGGCGAGCCGAUCGGAUCUGGAGAUCUGGUCGUGUUUGUCAGCGAGAAGAAGGUAUUCGGUACCACGAUGUUCUUUCACGUUAGCUCGACAAUAGGCCAGGAUCUGGUCCUCCAAGACAAGCUCCUCGACGAGAAUCAGCUGAGCUUGAGCUCAGAUGGUCGCACGGGAGUAGAAGAGCUCUGCUCUUCUCCUACUGACGUCAAGAUGACCAUGUUCCGGCUUAUCAUCUUCCGGCAAUGGGACCUGCCGGAGGAGCAGGAGGCGUUUGUAUAUGGAGAAGACGUAGUAUGUCUGUAUCACAAGGACUUCGAGUCUUACCUCGAGUAUGAUGGUCACGGGAUCAGUCAACCGGUGUUCACUGAGAGCCAGCGGACUUCGGAGAAGGCUAGAAAGAAGAGUUACUGGAUGUGGAAGCUGGAAAGAACCUCCCUCGUAUCAGGAGGGCAGAAGCUAUACGCCAUGGCGCAACAGUUCCGGAUGAAGCAUCUUCCGUCAGGCAUGUACCUAUGUGUGAGCGAUGACAAGACUGUGGGUAUGACAUCGGACGUGAACGACGAGAACACGUUGUUCACGUUCAAGCCCUUCUCCAAGGAAGAGACUGUACAGCCCGUGAAGGCCGGUUCAUCCGUGUACCUCAUCUCUAGAGCUCAUGGUUGGAUCAUCGCAGAGCACUCAACGAUGAGACCCAACGACGACGAGAUCGCCAAGAGAUACCGCAGGAGGAUUGCAGUUCGUUCGUUGGACCAACUCCCCGAGCGAGAUGUUCUGACUUUGAUGCGAGUGAAUGCAACAAUGACGUCGAAUGUUCUCAAGGUUUCCAAGACCAUAUCCGUCCUCAAGACUCUCUUGUACCAUAGGCUUGCUCGAUUGCCAGAUUUCCAAGGCGAGCUGCAAACCACCUUGCCAGAAGAACUGCCGGGGCAGGCUGAGCUUGUGAUCAAGAUCUAUGACGACGCUCAUGGUCUCACUCAGCCUCACCUGCUUCGACUGCUUCUCAACGCUACCUACGACGACGACGACAACCCCAUGUCUCGGGACGGAGUUCCGAAUAGGCUGCUGCAGAAGCUUCUGCGGGAGACGUCCUGCAUUGAAACCGUCAUGAGCAUCCUCGAUGAGACCUUCAAGAAAGGAGUUCACAUCCGAUGGCUGGAGGCGGAGGACGCGAGGUUCAGCAGGAUGGUGGAGCUGAUGAGGUUGAUGUACAGGCUCAUGAAACAGGUGGUGAAGGGCGACGAGAAGAACUCGCUGGUGCUGAUGCGAUACAAGAAGACCAUCCAGUCGCAUCUCGGCCGAAGUCUUCAGUGCACGGGCACACUCAUGGAGAUGUACGUGGGCAAGCGGAAGCUGCUGAUGAGCAUCACGAGGGAGGAACUAGAGAUGGUCUUCCGCCUGCUAGAGGAGGAGAAGAACUCUCAGUACCUUGACCUCCUACUCUCCAUCUGCUCGCACCAAGACACACCCAUCCCUUCCAAUCAGCUCCACGUCGCUCACCUCCUCGGCGAGAACCGCACCAUCCUCCCCCGCACGAGGAUCACUAAGACGAUGGGAGGAAGAACAAAGCUGGAGUUCUCCAUCUCCGACUCGAGGGGCUCCCCCCUCCCUUGGAUCGACGUUUCUCAGCUGCAGAGCAGGGGAACCUUCCUGCACGGCAGGGACCUUUGCUCCGACAUCCUACUCGCUUCCUACAUGGACUUGAGCCCCCAGCAGAAGAUGGUCAGAUUCUUCAUCCGCAGCACAAACUUGAUAGGGCGGGUAGCGCUUGGCCGCAACGUGCCAGCCAUCAACAGGAUGUUGAACAUGCCGGAGUUCUGUUUCGGUUACGAGGAUGUUCUGUCGGUGAUGGAAGAGGAGAGCGUUCCGUCGUUGAUCCGCGCUCAGUAUUCGCUCCUCUUGCUCCGGCUCUACAUCGACCGAGAGCCUCGAGCAUCUGAACCUGAGGUGUUGUACACGAGGAUGUCUCGGAUGAUCCAGGAAAGGAACAGCCACAGCAGGGAGGAAGAAGGGGAGGGAGAGGAGGAGGAGGAGGGCCGGAGGGGGAGCGAUAGAAGGGGGGAGGAGGUCAAGGGAGAGGUCGAGACGGGGAGGAGGUUAAGAGAUCUCUCGCUCUAUCUGCUCAGGAUGAUCGAGACAUGGAGGGGGGAAGGGAUCGUGUGCGACAUGCGAGACUGGAGCCUCGACGUGGCGACCUACGGGGAGAUCGAGCUGCUGCGAAGCUGGAUCGACACAGUCGACUUUCUCUUCGACGUCGGCAUCGUCUGCUCUCGUCGCUCAGCCGCAUGUGACGUGUCGUACGCGCAGAGGCUUCUGGCUGGGCUCCACCGCCUCGUCCACCUCCCUGACUCGUACGAGCCACCAGCAGCAAGCAAGGAGACGAUGAUGCGAUGCAGCCUGCGGUCUCGCGCCCUCGAAGUUGUGCAUCGGCUCAUGUCUCUCAAGACUAACAUCCGCAUCUCCUUCUUCGUUGAUCGCUGGGAAGAUUUCUUCCUAUCCACAGAAGAACAUGGGGGAGCGAGUGGAGGAGGGGCGGGAGGAGGCGGAGAGGAUGACAGCUCAUAUCUGUUGCAUCAAGAUGGUAGGGACGGAAGAAUCAAGAGCCUGGUGCAGGAAAUGUUUGAUGAACAAAUACUUGGAAACGAAGGAAACAUCAGUGACGUGUACGUCGAAGGCAGCUACAACUCAGACCUGUUCGUGAAGUUGAUGACAGACAUGCUUGUAUUCAAUGACAUCAAACUGAGCAGACAGGCCGUGGAGCUUCUGAUCCGACACAUCGAUCAGAAAGUUCGAUUCCUGCAAGACAUGGAGCAGAUUCAGGUGCUGGUGUACCCGGAAGCUGCGCGCGUGUACGAGUCUGCCCAGCUGCUCGUCUCCGAUCUCGUCAGGCUCAAAGAUCGUCUGCUGGCUGACAACGAGGAGGCCCUCCAGCAGGCGACUCUUGUCAUCCGCACCAUCUCAGCUGCCCUCAUCCCCCAAGGCGCCAGGUCAGCCUCCAUCGUUCGCAAGAAUCAGACCAUCCUCAACAACCUCGACCUCGACCGCCACGUCAUCGAGAUCCUGCGGCUGGUGAGUCGCUCGACGAGGUCGUCGGAGCCGGAGGAGGAGGAGGAGAAGGAAGAGGCGAGCAGUGGACAGAGAGAGCUGUUGCAGGCUUGCUGCACCUUCAUCUCGCUCAUGGUCAAGGAGUAUCCGAGGGCUCAGGUCAAGGUUGUGGAGCACGUGGACCUGCUGGUAGAGCAGCUGGGGAAGAAAGGGAUCAACGUGGCAGACGCUAUCCGAGAGGUCUUCUCCAACAACCUGCCCUUGUGCUCUGAAGUCCCGGAGAGCCUGUUGCGGCAUCUCACGUCCGCCAUCAAGACCUGGGGGCAGGAGGAGAGUUGGAUGCGAGCGCUGGAGGUGUUCCUGCUUUGCGAUGGGGUGCUGAUCAAGAGAAAUCAGAACCUCGUCUCCCGUCUCCUGCUGGAAGAGCAUGAAAGCCUCCUCCUCCUCUCCUGCGACUUGUUGGCCGACUGCCUUGACAAGGCAGAGAGGAGGCGCGAGCUCGAGUUUCACAUCCAGUGCCUGCGCAUCCUAGCACUCUGCGCGUCAGGAAGCAACUUGAAAGUGCAGGUGAAGCUGAUGGAGCUGGUGGGGCUGGAGCGAGUGGUGCGCAGCAUCGUGGAGCUCGACGAGCAGCUGAGAGCGGAGGGGCGCAGCUACGACAAUCAGCUCUACAGGCUGCAGGAGAGCAGGACGAGGGUUGUGACGAACGUCUACCUCACGUGCGAGGACGGACGAGCCAAAUUUGCGAUCCAGUCUUGUGGCUGCAUCAUGACGGCAGACGCCGAGGGACGCAGCCUCUUGGCGACCUUUAUGCGGCUGGUGGAGGACGUCGAGAAACGCCUGGGAGCAGCAGGCGAGGAGGAGCAGGACAAACAGGAUGCUAGCUGCAAGCUCGUCGAGAGCUUGGCAGAGGCUCUGCGAUGGAUGAUAACCAGCAGCGACGUGGAGACAGGGGAGGCUCGUAGCGAGCAGCUCCACCCCCACAUCCAUCCGCAGCUGCUCUCCCUGCGCAUCAAGCUGGUCUCGCUCUACCAGACCUUCGGUCCUCAGCUGCAGGAGUCGACGGAGAGCAUCAACGCGCUCUUGGUCGAGCUCAACCACCUGGGAGUGCUCGGGGACCUGCUGGUGAAGGCGGAGACGGGGGAGGCAAGCUCAGAGCCUCAUCGCACCGUCGAGGAGCGUUUCCUGCAUGGGCUGCGGAGCUUCAAGGAGGGAGUGAGGAGCGUCAUCGGUGACGACAGCAGCGGCUUCUCCUCCUCCCUCAUCCGCGAGAUGUCUUGCCUGCUGACUUCCCUGCGGGGACAGGACGACGACUUGAGCGCGCUGAGAGAGUUUUGCCGGCUCAUAACGGACGAAGACUGCGAGUCAGACCUGCAGCACGUCGGGCUGCAGGUGCUCCGAGCGAUCGUGUACCUGAACCCCGCGAAGAAGAGCAGGAGGGAGCAGGAGGAGGAGUACGCGAGGAUGAAGACUUUCGACGACCCCUCCGAUGCUCAGAACAACGUUCCUGAGUUCUUGAACCUGCAGCUGCUGGUGGCGCAAGCAGGGGCGGUGGACGCUUUCCUGGCAUGCUUCUGUCAAGAUGAUGCACGCAUAGUACGAGAGUCUCUCCUGCUUGCUAACUCGCUCCUUGCCGGGGGGAACGCGAUGGUGCAGCAACUCUUCUCGCGGUACCUCGCGUCUCCUUCCAGCCAGACAUUCUUCUUGAAGCUCCUCGACACCUUCGAGCAUGCGACCAUGCAGAUCAAAGAAAGGAAGAAGAGGUCGAAGAAAGACAAGGCGAGGAAGAAAUUAAUCGAGUCAGCCACCGUUGAGAGAAGAGAAGAGGAUGACAACGGAUAUGUCGUGAUGACGGAGGUCAUGAAGUUAAUGCGCAGGCUGUGCAUGGGAGGGAACAAAAUGCUGCAGGACAUUCUGAGAGAGCAGAAGUUGAAUCGAGUCUCCAUCAACUUCUUCGAGGAGACUGUCAAAUAUCUCAUCGCCAGCGAGCUGGACAUCAACUCUCUCAUUGCGUCUGCCAACGUCUACGAGGUGGAGGGGAUAAUCCGCGCGUUCAUGAUGAUCGCUGACGCCAUGUACGGCCCCAACCUCGACAACCAGUGGGAGCUGUCGACCGCUGACUUCUUCGACCUCGUGGAUCGCAUCUUCUCCCGCGUCUUCUUCGAGACUUGCUCGAGCAGUUCUCAGUCGCCCGACAGGAGCCCGCAGGCGGUGAGGGUCAGGAACCUGAUGAGGACGCGGCUCAAGGUCGCCAUGUCGACUUGUCUCAACGCCUUCCUGGAGGGCGUCCAGGAUGACGUCAUCCCUGCCCGGAUGAUCACUACCCUGCAGUGGAGCGGAAUCGUGCAGCAAACCACUCACUGCUACGACAUGCUGCAAGAGAAGACCGGACUCUCGGAGGCGGAGCUUGUGAAGGAGGGAAUCAGCUACUUUCUCGUCAUGUCGUUCCUGGUGGCGUUUGAUCGCACCGGAGUGAUCAGGAUGGCGAUCAAGCAGACGGAGAAGGCAGGAGCAUUCUUUAGGGAGAGGAUGGCGAACAUCGAGAUCGAGAGGGAGGGGAGGUUGGAGAGGAUCUUCUUCCAGCUGCCCGAGGAGUGUGUGGCUGGGGGGGAGCUGGACUUGAGCUACAUGGAGCUCUUUGAGAGCAUCGAGAGGGGGAAUCCGGAGAAGAAGAGCAAGAGCUACAUAGAGAACAUGAAGAAGAUCAUCGCGCGCGAGGAUUUUCAUCAGAGGAUUCGAGACUCUCUUCUCUUCUUCACUGUCACUCACUGGGACUUGAUCAAACGCGCGACCCUCGUGUGGGUCCUGCUCCUUCACUUGCUCCUCGUCUGCUCCAGCUACGCCCCCAACGAUGUCCUUGCCGGCGAAUCUGCACAUGAUCGUUACGUUGAAAUGAAGCUCAACUCAACGGAGUACGACAGACGUUUCUUUGAGGCCUCGGGGCGGGUGCAGGUGGUGGUGGACUACAUGUGCAUCGUCAACCUAGUGCUCUGCUCUUUGAGACUCUUCUCCUUCUGCACAGUCACAGCACCCGAGAUCAUCCGAGAGCAGAGAUUCCGAUCCUCACAUCUUCGCCAUUCUACACACAUCCCGUCAGGUUACCAGAAACAGAACAGCGGGGCUGAUCUAUGGCAGGAUCAGGAAGAUGUGUUUGUAGAUGUGUUCAACGCACAGCAGAAAGCUCCGGCUCGUGCUCCGAUGGAGAAGCUAAUGGCGGCCGAAGAGCAAGAGGAUGGAGAAAGAAUCUUGAAGAGAAGAUUCAGGGCAAGGAAGCUGUUGCAAGGGAUGCUGAUCCUCGUACAGUCUGAGAAGUUCUUGUAUGAGGUUGCUUUCUUUCUCUUUUCUCUUGUUGCUGUUGUGAUGGACAACACGUUGUUCACCACCUUCAGUCUGCUUGAGGUCUUCCUGUUGGAAUCCUCUCGCAAUGUCAUCGACGCGAUGCGGUUCAAGUCCAUGGCGAUGCUGAACACCUUCUUCAUCGGGCUUGUCUUCCUCUACGCCUGGAUGAUCUUCGGCAUCCUGGUCUUCGAUGACUUACAUCGCGAUGACAAGGACAACCCCAUCUGCUCCAACAUGUUCCAGUGCCUCGUUGCGUAUCUCUUCAUCGCCAUGCGCGGCGACGGCAUCAAGGAUAUGACAGCCGCGCCGUCCAUACCUCACAACCUCGUCGACUCGCUCUCAAAGCCUGACGUCUUCCUCCUCCGACUGCUCUGGGACUUGACCUACCAGUGGCUCUUCAUCUACGUGCUCCUCGCUAUCAUCACAGGCAUCGUCAUCGACGCCUUCGGCAGUCUCAGGGACAAGAAGCAGAAGGAGGAGGAAGACCUCAACAGCGUCUGCUUCGUCUGCAACCUCGAUCGCUUCCGCAUCGAUCAGUAUGGCGUUGGGUUUGUGAAGCACGUGAAGUUCGAGCACAACGCGAGGUGGUACCUCUUCUUCCUGAUGCGAGUCAAGCACACCCCCGUCACCCUCCUGACCUCGCAGGAGAGAUACGUCAGAAGCAAGGUCUGGCCACAAGUCGGGAAACCUCGCUAUGACUGGCUGCCCAAGGAGAGGACGUUCUCGAUGCCUGAGGAGAUCCUGGAGGAGAAGGACCGGCUCGAGCCCAGGCUUGCUCAACUGGAUAGCAAACUGAACGCCUUUGAGAACAACCUCCUGCAGCUCAUGGAGCGUGUCCGUGAGAGGAAGGAGGCUGGUACCGAUGACAUACUGACCCUGUGGAGUCGGACGCUUUCUAGCGCUUCAGUGCGUGCAUGA